GGAAGAGUAACGUUAGCUGCUGCUGCAAAAGCUAAUGGUGAUCCAAAAAAACAAACCGUUUACGGUUUAAGAACCAAACGGAAGCAAACAGAGCUAAUGGAAUGAAGCGAGGCGGGACCUACCUUAAUUUGCCCAAUAGAAACUCUCGUUUGCGUUUUCAGUUUGACAACACAAUCGGCGUAAUGAUUACCUCCGUGCUGUGUCGGCGUCCUGUCAAAGAGAAGAGAAAGAGGCAAGGGUGGGACGCCGGGGAUGGAGUGCAUGAAAUUACCAAUAUUUGGACAUUGUAAUUUCAAACCGAUUAUCGCUGGUGUGAACGAACGAAUUCCAGACUGCGCUGUAAAUGUCCGAGAAACCGAGAGCCCAGUAUGAGGAAAGCAACCAAGCCAGUGGCAGGCGUCUCCAAAGCCACAGCCGCAGUCACCAAGGCCCAGACCGUUGAGAAAGUCAAGCCUGAGGGCGCCGCCGCCACCAUGGGCACAGCCGGCAAGAAUACAGCCAAGACCUCUGCCACCGUGCCACUGUCUAAGGCGAAGAGCAAUGAUGACCUGCCAUCAGUAGGCAGUGGAGCCUCUGCUGGGAGCAGCACUAUUCCCAAGGUGAAGAAGACUAGCUCGGUCCACUCUUCAAACUCCUCGACUACAGGUACCAGCAACCCAGAGGGCAAGACAAAGACCAACUCAGGCAAGCGUGGGACCUCCUCCGUGGUGAAGGAGCUUGGUUCAUCCCGGGAGGGACUGCGGGAACGCUCCAGAACUUGCACCACCAGCAGGAAGCUCCCCGGACCCUCCGAUGCCUUGUCACUGCCCAAGAGAGUCCGUUGCCGGACUCAGACUGAGUCUGAGUCCCGUAUGAGCAAGUCCAAGUCGAACGGGCAGCUCAGCAACAAGACGGUCCUGGAGAGCAGGGUGAAGGACCUGCUGGGCCUGGCCAAGAGCAAAGACGUGGAGAUCCUCCACCUGCGCACAGAGCUCCGGGGCAUCCGUGUCCAGCUAGGCCUGCCCGAGGAGGAGGAAGAGGAUGGGGGGAGCAGAGCCAGAGAGGAAGGCGAGGGAGAGGAGACUGCUGAGGCUAAGCCUCCACAGGACCAGGAGAAAGAAGCCCCUACUCCGCUCAUCUCUGCAGACGUGGAAUCCACCCUGCUCUUGCUACAGGACCAGAACCAGGGGAUCCGCGGAGAGCUGAACAUGCUGAAGAGUGAGAACCGCAUGUUGAAGGACCGGCUCAACGCCCUGGGUUUCUCCCUGGAGCAGAGGCUGGACAGCCCCCUAAAGACCCUGCAAGGCCCCUGCCUUAGCUCGGAUCCUCCCCCAGCCCGCGAUGGCAGUGAUGGAGAUGGAGGGUGCCCACGGGCCUCUCUAUUACAGGGUGUCUCCCCACACAGCUCUGCCUGCGGCUCUACUGAAGACCUUCUUGACCCCCGCUGUGCCAUCUCCCCUGAGGCGGCUGACAGCGAAUGCAGCGAAGCCUACCAGCCAAUCACCUCCAGCGAUGAUGCCCUGGAUGCCCCCUCUGGUUCUGCCUACGGCUCCUCCUCCGAGUCAGAGGGCGGGCCACCGACUCACGGCGAGUGCUCCCGAAGAGGCAGCAGCGGCAACACCAGCGAGGUGUCGGUGGCCUGUCUAACGGAGCGCAUUCACCAGAUGGAGGAGAACCAGCACUGCACCUCUGAGGAGCUCCAGGCCACACUACAGGAGUUGUCUGACCUGCAGCAGAUCACCCAGGAACUAAGUACAGAGAACGAGCGGCUGGGCGAGGAGCGGACCAUCCUGGUGGACUCCCUGUGCCAGCAGGGCGACCGGCUGGAGCUUUACUGCCGGCAGAUGGACUACUUCCGGGGCCUGCUGGAUGAGCACCGCGUGACGUACGCCCCGGCCGACGAGGAGGACACUAAGAGCGGCCGCUACCUGGAACUGGAGCGUCGCUAUGUGGACUUGACGCAGGGCGCCCACUUCGAGAGGGAGCAGCUGCUGGGGGUGCAGCAGCACCUGAGUGGGGCGCUGAAAAUGGCCGAGCAGGACAACGCCGAGGCCCAGGGCCUCAUCUCAGCGCUGAAGGAGCGGGUGCACAUGGCAGAGCGGCAGGCUGAUAUGGAGCGCAGGGAAAGAGCGAUGGCGGCCGCGGAGCUGGAAGCCAUGAGGGAGGCGGCUGGGGGGGAGCAGGCGGAGCUGGCUCGGUGCAGAGUCCAGCUGGAGCAGGAGAGGCAGAGGGUGGCUGAGCUCUACUCCAUCCACAACGCCGGGGACAAGACGGACAUCCGCCACCUGCUGGAGAGCGAGAGGAGGGACAAGGAGAGGGCAGAGGCCGAGUCUGUUCAGCUGCAGGAGGACCUGGACCACACCCACGACGAGGCCGCCAGGCUACAGGACGGCAUCCGCAAGCUGGAGGAGGACUUCCGUGCGUUCCGUGGCGAGGUGCAGAAGCAGUUGGCUGAGCAGAAGCGGGCCCUGGCCCAGCAGUGUUCUGAGCUGGAGGAAAGGGACACAGAGGUCUCUGACAUGAAGGAGACCAUUUUUGAGCUGGAGGACGAGGUGGAGCAACACCGAGCCCUCAAACUCCACGACAACCUCAUGAUCACAGACCUGGAGAACUCCGUCAAAAAACUACAGGACCAAAAACAUGACAUGGAGCGUGAGAUCAAGAUUCUGCAUCGAAAGCUACGGGAGGAGUCUAUGGAGUGGCGUCAGUUCCAGGCCGACCUGCAGACGGCGGUGGUCAUCGCCAACGACAUCAAGUCCGAGGCUCAGGAGGAGAUCGGGGACCUGCGGCGCCGCCUACUGGACACACAGGAGAAGAACGAGAAGAUGAGCAAAGAGCUGGAGGAGCUCAAGAAGCAGGAUGAAGAGAGGGGCAGGGUGUAUAACUACAUGAAUGCAGUUGAGAGGGACCUAGCUGCCCUGAGGCAGGGCAUGGGUCUCAGCCGACUCUCCUCUACCUCCUCUGAGCCCUCUCCAACCGUUAAGACCCUCAUCAAAAACUUUGACAACGCCUCCACUGCAGGCCCAGUCCCAACCUCCCCCACAGCAGCCGUGCCAGCAGUUACCACGAUGGUUGCCCGUACACCCCUCAGCCCCAGUCCUCUGAAAACCCCACCCGCUGCUGCUAUCUCUCCCAUACAGAGGCACACUGCGUCAACCCCCAAACCCCUGUCCUCCAUGGUGGAUAAAAGGUCCAGCUACACAGACCUCAAUAUGCCAGCAGAUCACCUGUUCCGGGCCUCCUCUGGGACCCGCACCCCCUCUGCCCUUCAGAGGGUCCCCAACAUGGACUCCUCCAAGUCCCUCUCAGUGUCUCGCAGGAGCAGUGAGGAGCUGAAGAGAGACAUGUCUUCCUUAGAGAACACCUCCUCCCCCGCAGCCUCCUCCCCCACCGCCUCAGUCCCCCCUUCCACAAGGGGACGCUUACGGGAGGGGAGAAAAGACGCCCUGUCUGCACUGGCCAGGGAGUACGGGGGAUCCAAGAGGAACGCCCUGCUCAAGUGGUGCCAGAAGAAGACUGAAGGAUACCAGAACAUUGACAUCACCAACUUCAGCAGCAGCUGGAACGACGGGCUGGCCUUCUGUGCUGUUCUCCACACCUACCUGCCUGCCCACAUCCCCUACCUGGAGCUCUCCAGCCAGGACAAGAAGGAGAAUUUCACACUGGCUUUCCAGGCCGCGGAAAGUGUCGGGAUCAAGUCCACGUUGGACAUUGGAGAGAUGGUGUACACAGAGAGGCCUGACUGGCAGAGUGUGAUGACCUACGUCACGGCCAUCUACAAGUACUUUGAGACGUGACCCGUCUUCAAGCCUGAACACCUCGCUGCCCCGCACACCCCAGACCACAUUUCGAGCAAGGGCUGUCAUCACAACACUGGACAACCUUAGAGCAACAUCAGCUAAUGCUACCUGCUAAGACUUCUGGGACCCUGAGUUCUACAUUUUAAGCGCUAUCGCUUAACUCCAUCCAAUAUGUUCCAUGUGUACGCUGCAAUGUUCUACAAAUUCUUGUCUUGGGACGCUCAUGUGGUUUCUCAGCUAGACUGAAACCCUCGAAGACUAUGCUAUGGAUAGACCGAGGCCCUGGGUAUUGGACAAUGUGUUGACCAGGCCCCCAUCUGUCGUUCAACUUCCCUUGGAUCAGUGACUUCCUGUAUACUCAAGUCUUUUGACCUCUUGACUCCAGCCCUAUGUGAACUCUGCGCUGUCUGCAGUAGCCUAUAAUAACACCAUGAUCACCUCCAACACUACACUUCAAGUUAGGUAGUACAUGUUUAGCGAGCUGAAAAAUAAUGUGGGUAUGGGUUUUGGAUUUGGAAUACUGCAGAGAACAGGACAGCGUUUUAAAAAUAGUUUUGCCCAUUUUGUCCGAGCAAUGACUUUAAUGGUAAGUGUGCCUUACCUGUCCAGCUUAACUGUCACGGUAGGUGUUUUAGCACAAUGCUUUGCUGUGAUAUAUAUAUAUUCCAAAGAGAUAAUGUACAGGUUUGGCAGAUGAAGAUAUCUUGAACUUCACAAUAAUCAGUGCCAUGUUAGUCUCUUGUUUGUCAUAAUUGGCCAAUACAAUAAGCAUUGACCAUUAGUAACAGAAGUCAAUUGCAUUGAAGUCUUUUACACCAUUUACAUUUUGUUAUUUUUAUCAGUCUAGCAGUCUGUUGUGUCAACUCUACGAAACUAAUGGUUGGCCAUCAUGGCCAGUCUCUGGGUGUAUAGUGAGGUCAGUUGCCCUGUAGCACACCAAUCCAUAAAUAGGCUGAACAACACAGGGAGCUGACCUGAUAAGCUAACAGUUAUGUCAUUACGGUAAAGCCACAAAUCCUCACUGAUUUCAAAGCACAACGAGGGGAGGGGAGGCUCUUUACUCAAAUGGAAUGUGUUUAAACCUUCAUCAAUGCCAUGAAAAACACUUUGAAGGUUUCAAAGGGUGAUUCCUCAUGAAACCAGGACAAGAAAAUAGACUGAUUUUGGGGAUUUUCAUGACAUGUAAUCCAUAGAAUGGUCCUUUGGAGGAAUGAUUGUUGACAUACAUUUGGAAAGUAUUAUGACCCCUUCACUUUUUACACAUUUUGUUAUGUUACAGCCUUAUUCUAAAAUUGAUUUAAAUAGUUAUUUUUUUCUACACACAAUAUUCCAUAAUUACAAUGCAAAAACUGGUUUUUGCUAAUUUAUUAAAAAUAAAAACUAAUCACAUUUACAGAAGUAUUCAGACCUUUACUCUGUUGAAGCACGUUUGGCAGCGAUUACAGCCUUGAAUCUUCUUGUGUAUGAUUCUACAAGCUUGGCACACCUGUAUUUAGGGAGUUUCUCCCAUUCUUCUCUGCAGAUCCUCUCAAGCUCUGUCAAGUUGGAUGGGGAGCAUCGCUGCCCAGCUAUUUUCAGGUCUGUCCAGAGAUGUUCGAUCGGGUUUAAGUCCGGGCUCUGGCUGGGCCAUCAAAUGACAUUCAGAGACUUGUCCCAAAGCCUCGAUUACAAUCCUGUCUCGGAGGUCUACGGACAAUUCCCUCGACCUCAUGGCUUGGUGUUUGCUCUGACAUGCACUGUCAACUGUGGGACCUUAAAUUGUGUCCCUUUCCAAAUCAUGUCCCAUCAAUUUAAUUUACCACAGGUGGACUCCAAGUUGUAGAAACAUCUCAAGGAUAAUCAAUGGAAACAGGAUGCACCUGAGCUUAAUUUCGAGUUUCAUAGCAAAGGGUCUGAAUACUUAUGUAAAAGUAGGUAUUUCUGUUUUAUUUAUUUUUAUAAAUUAGCAAAAAUGUCUAAACUUGUUUUCGCUUUGUCAUUAUGGGGUAAUUGUGUGUAGAUUUCUGAGGAUAGUUUUAUUUUAUCCAUUUUAUAAAGGUAACUUAACAAAAUGUUGGAAGUCAAGGGGUCUGAAUACUUUCCGAAGGCCCUGUGUGUCAUUUAGUAUCUAAAAGCAUAAUUGAGAAAUAAUUAAUCAAAGUUGGCCUAUUUCUGACAUUUUGGCCUUACCCAGGCCUCCUCCAAGACUCCAUGAUGUUUACCGCUUGCUCUGUAAUAUGAGUAGUAUUUUUUUAUUUAUUUUUUAUUCUUACAUUAUUUAUGAAUAUUGAAAAAUAUAAACAUGAAUAUUGAAAAUAUAAAAAAUUUGAUUUGCCUAUCACAUGGACAUUUCAAAGUUCCAGAGUAGGAUUGCUGCUACUUUUAGAGUUGCAGGAUGUUCAAUGAUACAAGUAAAAGGAGGGCUGUGAUUGGUUACAUUGCCUACUAUGCCAAUGUCUUUGUAUAAAAUGGGCCAUUACAUUUUUAUAUUUGUUUUAUAUUAAUUAAAUUAAGAAAAUUGUUAUUGAAAUCAAAACACAUUUCAGAGCAAGCGGUAUUUUUUUUUUAACAUUUGUUUAACUAGGCAAGUCAGUUAAGAACAAAUUCUUAUUUACAAUGCCGACCUACACCGGCCAAACCCGGACGAUGCUGGGCCAAUUGUGCGCCGCCCUAUGGGACUCCCAACCAUGGCCGGUUGUGAUACAGUGGUAAAGCUUUUAUAUGACACACAUUUUUGCUUUGUGUCGCCUACAUAUGAAACAUUAUGGAGUCUUAAAAGAGGCCUGCCUGGGUAAGGCUAAAAUGCGAACUUUGAUAAAUGAUUUCUCGAUUAUACUUCUAGAAUAAAUUUCAUGAAAAUCCCCCAAAAAUCAUUAUAGCUUUUUGUCCUGUUGGAAAGUGUACAACUGUCUGUGUGUGUCUGUUUGUUUGUAGUUUACAUACACCUUAGCCAAAUACAUUUAAAUGGAGUUUUACACAAUUCCUGACACUUAAUCCUAGUAAAAAUUCCCUCUUAGGUCAGUUAGGAUCACCACUUUUUAAGAAUGUGAAAUGUCAGAAUAAUAGUAGAGAAUUAUUUAUUUCAGCUUUUAUUUCUUUCAUCACAUUCCCAGUGGGUCAGAAGUUUACAUACUCUCAAUUAGUAUUUGGUAGCAUUGCCUUUAAAUUGCUUAACUUUGAUUAAACGUUUCGGGUAGCCUUCCACAAGCUUCCCACAAUAAGUUGGGUGAAUUUUGGCCCAUUCCUCCUGACAGAGCUGGUGUAACUGAGUCAGGUUUGUAGGCCUCCUUCCUUGCACACGCUUUUUCAGUUCUGCCCACAAAUUUUCUAUAGGAUUGAGGUCAGGGCUUUGUGAUGGCCACUCCAAUACCUUGACUUUGUGGUCCUUAAGCCAUUUUGCUACAACUUUGGAAGUUUGCUUGGUGUCAUUGUCCAUUUGGAAGACCCAUUUGCGACCAAGCUUUAACUUCCUGACUGAUGUGUUGAGAUGUUGCUUCAAUAUAUCCACAUCAUUUUCCACCGUCAUGAUGCCAUCUAUUUUGUGAAGUGCACCAGUCUCUCCUGCAGCAAAGCACCCCCACAACAUGAUGCUGCCACCCCCGUGCUUCUUGGUUGGGAUGGUGUUCUUCGGCUUGCAAGCAUCCCCUUUUUUUCUCCAAACAUAACAAUGGUCAUUAUGGCCAAACGGUUCUAUUUUUGUUUCAUCAGACUAGAGGACAUUUCUCCAAAAAGUACGAUCUUUGUCCCCAUGUGCAGUUGCAAACCGUAGUCUGGCUUUUUUAUGGCGGUUUUGGAGCAGUGGCUUCUUCCUUGCUGAGUGGCCUUUCAGGUUAUGUCGAUAUAGGACUUGUUUUACUGUGGAUAUAGAUACUUUUAUACCCGUUUCCUCCAGCAUCUUCAGAAGGUCCUUUGCUGCUGUUCUGGAAUUGAUUUGCACUUUUCGUACCAAAGUACAUUUUUCUCUAGGAGACAGAACGCUUCUCCUUCCUGAGCGGUGUGACGGCUGCGUUGUCCCAUGGUGUUUAUACUUGCGUACUAUUGUUUGUACAGAUGAACGUUGUACCUUCAGGCGUUUAGAAAUUGCUCCCAAGGAUGAGCCAGACUUGUGGAGGUCUACCAUUAUUUUUCUGAGGUCUUGGCUGAUUUCUUUUGAUUUUCCAAUGAUGUCAAGCAAAAAUCCACUGAGUUUGAAGGUAGGCCUUGAAAUACAUCCACAGGUAUACCUCCAAUUGACUCAGGCUAAUUGACAUAAUUUAUCAGAAGCUUCUAAAGCCAUGACAUUUUCUGGAAUUUCCCAAGCUGUUUAAGGGCACAGUCAACUUAGUGUAUGUAAACUUCUGACCCACUGGAAUUGUGAUACAGUGAAAUAAUCUGUCUGUAAACAAUUGUUAGAAAAAUUACUUGUCACACAUAAAGUAGAUGUCCUAACCGACUUACCAAAACUAUAGUUUGUUUACAAGACAUUUGUGGAGUGGUUGAAAAAUGAGUUUUAAUGACUCCAAACUAAGUGUAUGUAAACUUCUGACUUCAACUCUAUGUGUGUGUGUGAGAACUUGUGAGUGGUGUUUUUGGUACAUUGCAAUAGUCUCCUUAUCCUAAGAUUCCAUGUGAAUAAUUCACAACAUUCUGUUGUUGCUCAUAAAGGCGUCUGAUAAGGUUGCCUCACUUGCCUCUGCUAAGAUGAGCUACACAAAUUGAAUAGGUACUGGUCAUUGCCAGGAUUCAAUGAUUAUAUAUAUAUAUAUAUAUAUAUAUGUUACCAGUCAAAGGUUUGGACACACCUACUCAUUCAAGGGUUUUUCUUUAUUUGUACUAUUUUCUACAUUGUAGAAUAAUAGUGGUCAAAUAGCCCUUACACAGCCUGGAGGUGUGUUGGGUCAUUGUCCUGUUGAAAAACGAAUUAUAGUCCCACUCAGUGCAAACCAGAUGGGAAGGCGUAUUACUGCAAAUGUUGUGGUAGCUAUGCUGGUUAAGUUUUCCUUGAAUCUAAAAAAAAUCACGACAGGAUCACCAGGAAAGCACCAUCACACCUCCUCCUCCAUGCUUCAAAGGCACACCUGUUAAUUGAAAUACAUUCCAGCUGACUACCUCAUGAAGCUGGUUGAGAGAAUGCCAAGGGUCUGAAAAGCUGUCAAGGCAAAGUGUGGCAACUUUGAAGAAUCUCAAAUAUAAAAUGUGUUUUGACAUGUUUAACAUUUUUGUUUGUUACUACAUGAUUCCAUAUGUGUUAUUUCAUAGUGAAGAUAUCUAAACUAUCAUUCUACAAUGUAUAAAAUAGUACAAAUAAAGAAAAACCCUUGAAUGAGUAAGUGUGUCCAAACCUUUGACUGGUAGUGUGUAUAUAUGUGUCCACAUUUUUCACAGGUGAACUGGUUUAUUCUCUUUUUGAAUUUGCCUAUAAAUAAACUGCCCCUCUGUUCACAUUG
Messenger RNA from Salvelinus fontinalis (brook trout), 9184 nucleotides. Its product is annotated as cytospin-A-like. Gene Ontology annotation, molecular function: protein binding. Lineage: Eukaryota; Metazoa; Chordata; Actinopteri; Salmoniformes; Salmonidae. The transcript is spliced from 15 exons. Gene Ontology annotation, cellular component: filamentous actin; microtubule organizing center. The record is from RefSeq and is a predicted model, not a curated record. Bases 369 to 3776 code for a protein of 1135 amino acids. Gene Ontology annotation, biological process: actin cytoskeleton organization.